UCUUUAUUUAACGUUGCUGUAUAAAAAAAGAGGAUCCACUACACUUGCGAAUUACCGCAUACAUCGUCUAAAAUUGACCAGAUCUUCAAGGUUUUGGUAUCCCAAACGGCCAUUUCAUAAAAGUGUCAAUACAUGAUGCUAAAAUGAAGAAUAUGGACAUUGGCCCGCAGAAAGCGUGGAAUAAAUGGUUAUAAAUAGCGUAAGGUGUCAGACAGAUCUCAGGAAACAUGUCAUGAACACUGGAUGGUGUGGCUGAGCAAAGAAAAAACCUUUACCAUCAACAAAAAUUCAAGAGACUACUGCUUACAAAAACAAAUUUGUAAAGCGGUGCAGUCUUUAAAAAGGCAGGUGGCUAUUCUUGGUGAUAUUAGGGGGAUUCAGUGCCGUGAUGAAAAAGGCGGGUGCCACUGUUUGUUGAAAUUACAGACACUCACCUGCAGCUAUCUUUAUUGCAAUGAGUAAGCAUGAUGCCAUGCAUAGGACGGAAAAUGAGCUAUUUAUGGUACUGCAUUCACACACACACGCACACAGACACACAGACUUGGGUUCUAUGCAACUUCGGCUGUACAAACUAAAAAAUUUUCACGUGUCCAUGGCGGAAUCCUGCCGCAGUUGGACAAGUGUGGCGUUGGAAACCCUAGAGUGUUCUGGCUCAUCAUUUCCAUUUCCCUUGUUUCCUGAAAGGAAAAAGAGCCUUUUUUAGACUGAGA
Messenger RNA from Radiomyces spectabilis, 710 nucleotides. RefSeq lists its product as uncharacterized. The record is from RefSeq and is a predicted model, not a curated record. The transcript has a single exon. The coding region runs from base 455 to 703 and encodes 82 amino acids. Lineage: Eukaryota; Fungi; Mucoromycota; Mucoromycetes; Mucorales; Radiomycetaceae.